This is a messenger RNA of Linum trigynum, 3551 nucleotides long. The record is from the annotation of a GenBank genome assembly. NCBI's taxonomy places the organism in Eukaryota, Viridiplantae, Streptophyta, Magnoliopsida, Malpighiales, Linaceae.
AAAGUGUAAUUGUAAGUUUCUAAAAAUACUACUCUGUUGCAAAGCUGCAUGAAAUCAGUCAUCACCAAUUGCCAACAGCUUAAUCUCCUUCUGCAAUUGCGCGAAGAUCACAUCCCAUGGUUUAGCCUGUUCUCCAAAUACACGUCUACAACGUUCUUUCCAAACCAAACUGUAUUCAGCACCAGACAACACUAGUAACAAGUCCUUCUUUACCUUUUUCGCCAGUAUACACAGCUCCUGCAACAGCUGCUCCUAAUAUGUUUUCCAGCUACGAAAGAGAUAUCCAAACACUUCUGCAAAUAGACUACCAUCAUACCACAUUCACAAAACAAAUGAUAUCUACUUUCCUCGUCCCUAGCACACAUCACACACGCUGCAUAUGAAAAUUUUCCCCAAGCUUUAAGCUUAUCCCUCGUUACAAUACGAUUCAGAAUGAUCAGCCACACUAUGACCCUGUUUCUUGGAAGAGUGAACCUGCCCCAAAUAAGUUGCCACCAGGGAACUGAUGGUUUGUGAACUCUAAUCGAUUCCCAGACCUGCUGCACUGAAAAAUUUCUCAUAACCUUGCCUUCCCAAAGUACAUUCUUUUGGUUGUCAACCAUCAUCCUAUAUUGGAACCAUCCUCUUAGCUUUAGCAACUGUCGCCAAAGCCAAGAGUCUGUCAUAGUAGGCUUUAGCUCCCAAAUAGAUCGAGCUUUGAGCCUGUAGCGCCUUAUCCACGCCACCCAAAAACUCCACCCCCUGCAGAAACAACAGACAUAGGAGACAAGCGAUACAAGCCACGUUCCAAGUACGAAGGUCCCUUAAUCCCAAACCUCCCUCUUUCUUUGGCACAACUAGUAGAUCCCAGUCAACUUUUGUUUUCCCCGUGCAUUCUCCAAACCAUAAGAAGUCUGAGCAGAUCUUUUGAAUAAGCUCAAUGACCUUCUUACGCAGAACAAAAAUGGUCAUCCAAUACUGGCAGAGAGAGUACAAGCCAGAGGAAACAAGUUGGAGUCGUCCUGCAUAUGACAAUUUACCAGCUCUCCAACCUCUGAUCCGACUAGUCAACCGAUCUACCAAGACUUCACAUUCCCUGCUAGUGAAAUUGCCAGACACCAAAGGUAACCCCAGAUAUCUAACAACUUUAAUUUGGUGGACCGACCAAACUAUUUAUUUUGUUCGCCGUGAUCUACCUAAUCUAGACGACUGAGUUCUGAUCUUCUUUGGAUAGCAUAUAGUAUUCUCUCUAAACUAGUGAUGACAAUUUGAACCCGUCUCGCUGGAUAUUACCUGACCUGGUCAUAAGGAGAAUGAAUAUAACUUGGGUUACUCAUCGAAUUUGCUGCUUGUGGUACUAGGCCAAGCCCAAAGGCCAAUACCCUUGUGGCCUGGUUAGAUGUAAGAUAAAAAAAAAAUAUAUAGCAAGUUAAGUUAUCAAAUGAAAAAGCGCAAGUGUAGGAGUCAUUUGUGUAAGAACGCAUUUGUGUUGGUCGUUAGUUACGGCUGAAGACCUGUUCUCCCAUUUUCCCCCCUUCAUUUCCCCACAGCCCCACCAAAAAAGCAGCUAGCUUGUGCCCAUAUCCCCACCCCUCUCUUUCUACCAAUCUACUUGUUCUUGUUUGACAAUCUCGUAUCUUUUGCCAAUUUGCUCAUUACUUGAUAGAUAACCAAGCGCCUCCUUCAUCAAUAAUCAAUCAUGGAUGAAGAGUACGAUGUGAUCGUUCUUGGGACUGGUCUUAAGGAAUGCAUCCUCAGCGGCCUUCUCUCUGUUAAUGGCCUAAAGGUUUUGCACAUGGAUCGAAAUGAUUAUUACGGGGGUGCUUCGACUUCACUUAACCUUAACCAGCUUUGGAAGCGAUUCAGAGAAAACGACACGCCUCCAGAGAGCCUGGGAGCAAGCAAGGAGUACAACGUUGAUAUGGUACCUAAGUUCAUUAUUGCCAACGGCAAUUUGGUUCGAGUUUUGAUCCAUACAGGUGUUACCAAGUACCUGAACUUCAAAGCUGUUGAUGGCAGCUACGUGUACAAUAAGAACAAGAUCCACAAAGUUCCAGCAAACGAUGUGGAGGCGCUGAAAUCGCCAUUGAUGGGGCUUUUCGAGAAGCGUCGAGCUCGAAAGUUCUUCAUCUAUGUCCAGGAUUACGAGGACAGCGAUCCUAAAUCCCACGAGGGUCUGGAUCUGACCAAAGUUACUGCCAGAGAAAUUAUCUCAAAAUAUGGGUUGGAAGAUGAUACAAUCGACUUCAUUGGGCAUGCAUUGGCGCUCUAUCACGAUGACAGCUACUUGGACCAACCCGCUCUUAAUUUUGUAAAGAGAAUAAAGCUUUAUGCGGAAUCUUUGGCACGUUUUCAAGGAGGGUCGCCCUACAUCUACCCACUCUACGGAUUAGGCGAGCUGCCUCAGGCAUUUGCACGCUUAAGUGCAGUUUAUGGUGGGACGUAUAUGCUUAACAAGCCAGACUGCAAGGUGGAGUUUGAUGAAAGCGGGAAAGCAAUUGGAGUCACUUCCGAGGGAGAGACUGCCAAAUGCAAGAAAGUUGUGUGUGACCCUUCUUAUCUCUCUGAUAAGGUUAAAAAGGUUGGCAGAGUUGCUCGUGCUAUAUGCAUAAUGAGUCAUCCCAUCCCAAACACACAUGACUCUCAUUCUGUCCAGCUUAUCCUUCCUCAGAAGCAACUUGGUCGUAAAUCAGAUAUGUAUCUGUUUUGUUGCUCUUAUGCACACAACGUGGCAGCAAAAGGGAAGUACAUUGCCUCAGUUUCAACUGAGGCAGAGACUGAUAAUCCUGAGGCGGAAUUGAAGCCGGGCGUCGACCUUCUUGGGCCUUUAGAUGAGAUCUUCUACGACAGCUACGAUAGAUAUGUCCCUACAAACAGCACUGAAGAGGAUAAUUGCUUCGUAUCCACUAGUUACGAUGCAACCUCACACUUUGAGACGACAGUAGACGAUGUGAUUGAGAUGUACAGUAAGAUCACUGGAAAGGAGCUCGAUCUGUCCGUCGACUUGAAUGAUGCAAGUGCUGCCGGUGAUGAGUAAAACUUAUAAACAUAAUUUUUCCUAAUAUCUAUUUUGCCCUUUUUUAAAAAAGAAAUUUUCAUUUCCAUUGGGCAGAAAAAUGUGGAUUCUCUGGGGUUUUUUUUGUUGAACAUUCUCUGGUUUUGGUUGAGUGAGAGACUAUUUUAUUAUUCAAUAUAUUGCUCUACUAAUGUAGUUUUUUCUAAUCAACUUUGGAUACAUAUAAUUGUUCAAUACUUCAAUUCAAAGAAUUAUGAUAUUUUUUUUCCUUACCGUUGUUACGUUGAUUGUUGACUUCAAGAUCUUUCAGUUAGUGAGCAUAUAAUUUAGUCUUUAAGAAUUGGGUUAGCUCAUGGAUGCCAUUGUCAAUUUCCUAAACCAACGUCCAAUACUAUCCAUCUAUAAGUUGAAAACAUUCAGCAUACUCAAAGAUGAGAUGAUAUUCAACUUACAAAGGGCGAUAAUUAUCAUGUGUCUCUAAACUUGCCAUAUUAAUUCAUGUUUACCAUUAAACUGAUUUUUAAUUCAAUUAAACCACUAAACUUACUUUAAAAGC